Brenthis ino (lesser marbled fritillary) is the source of this 2283-nucleotide messenger RNA. Lineage: Eukaryota; Metazoa; Arthropoda; Insecta; Lepidoptera; Nymphalidae. The record is from the annotation of a GenBank genome assembly.
AUGAGACGCAGUUUGGCUCCGAGCCAAGUUGGCUCCGGCGAUACCGUAUUUAAAAGUCCAUUGCUACAAUCUACAAAAAGAAAAAAGCGAGAGUGCACGAAAAUAUCUCUUACACAAAAUUCGGCUUUUCAAGCACUUUCUGCCUCCGAACACGAGAAUCUCAUCAAACAAAUUUUAAGUAAACCAUUCAAAGUACCCAUUCCAAACUACGUGUCUUCGUAUUGCAGUAAAAGUUUGGGUUUAAAGAGGACUCAAGUAAGGAGAGCCCUACAUGAUCCAGAUGAACCAAACGCACUUGUGCUAUAUAGACCACCAUAUAUACCAGAACAUGAGAAGAUGAAAAUGAAUGCUAAUGACAUUAAAGUAGCUGUAGUUGUUGAUCCUGUUCUAGGAAAUAUAUUACGACCACAUCAAAGAGAUGGUGUUAAGUUUAUGUAUGACUGUGUAACUGGAAAACAGAUAGAAAAUGCCUAUGGUUGUAUUAUGGCUGAUGAAAUGGGUUUGGGAAAAACUCUGCAGUGCAUCACAUUGCUAUGGGCUUUGUUAAGGCAAGGACCAGAUUGUAAACCAACAAUAAGCAAAGCAAUUAUUGUAUGUCCAAGUAGUUUAGUUAAAAAUUGGUAUAAUGAAAUAGGUAAAUGGCUAGGACAAAGAAUUAAUGCUUUACCUAUGGACGGAGGUUCAAAAGCUGAGAUUACUUUAAAACUUCAACAGUUCAUGAACACAUUUGCAGCGAUAAGAGUUGCUACACCUGUAUUGAUUAUAUCAUAUGAAACAUUUAGGAUAUACGCAAAUAUUUUACAUGCAUCAGAAGUAGGUUUAGUUCUGUGUGACGAAGGACAUAGGUUAAAAAAUAGUGAAAACCAAACAUACCAAGCUUUAAUGGGCCUAAAAGCUAAGAGAAGAAUACUAAUAUCUGGAACACCUAUCCAAAAUGAUUUAACUGAAUACUUCAGUUUGGUACAUUUCGUUAAUGAAGGCAUUCUUGGGACAGCACAAGAGUUUAAAAAGAGAUAUGAAAACCCAAUUUUAAAGGGUCAAGAUGCAUUAGCUUCGACACAAGAAAGAGAAAGAGCACAAGAAUGUCUACUAACACUGACCUCCAUUGUAAAUAAGUGUAUGAUCCGAAGAACUAGUACUUUAUUGACAAAAUACUUGCCGGUCAAGUUUGAACAAGUCAUCUGUGUUAAGAUGACACCACUCCAGACUCAAAUAUACAAAAACUUUAUUAAUUCUGAUGCUAUUAGGAACAAAUUUGCUGGGACUGGGGAGAAGAAUACUUUAAGUGCCCUUUCCAGUAUAACUACACUCAAAAAACUAUGUAACCACCCUGAUUUAGUAUAUGAUAAAAUUAUUGAGAGAUCAGAAGGAUUCGAGAAGGCGAGGGACUUGCUACCCAGUAAUUAUGAUAUAAAAGAUGUUAGACCAGAAUAUUCUGGAAAACUUAUGAUAUUAGACUGUAUUUUGGCAAACUUAAAGACUAAUACUGAUGACAAAAUAGUCCUUGUAUCGAAUUACACUCAAACACUUGAUUUAUUUGAAAAACUGUGUCGCAAAAGAUGUUAUCAGUAUGUAAGAUUAGAUGGUUCGAUGACCAUUAAGAAAAGGGCUAAAGUUGUUGAGAGUUUUAAUGAUAAGGAUUCAAAAGAAUGGAUAUUUAUGUUGAGUUCUAAAGCUGGAGGUUGUGGUUUGAAUCUUAUAGGAGCGAAUCGGCUAAUUAUGUUUGACCCUGACUGGAAUCCAGCCAACGAUGAUCAAGCAAUGGCCAGAGUAUGGCGUGAUGGACAGAAGAAACCCUGCUAUAUAUACAGAUUGUUAGCAACUGGCACAAUAGAAGAGAAAAUCUUCCAAAGACAGGCCCAUAAAAAAGCUUUAAGUGACACUGUUGUUGAUCAAAAUGAAGAAUCUUUAAGACAUUUUACUUCUGAUGACCUAAAAGAUUUGUUCCGUUUAGAAGAGAACACAUUGUCGGACACCCAUGGAAAGUUUAAAUGCAAGCGUUGUGUUAACAAUAUCCAAGUAACAUUGCCACCAGAAAACUCUGACUGUACUUCCGACUUGUCUAACUGGUAUCAUUGUGCAGACAAAAAGAGUUUAGCCGACUUAGUUCUUAAACAAUGCUGGGAUCUAGCUAAGAGUAUUUCAUUUGUGUUCCACCAUCGUUCUGCGGAAACUGAGGCACAGAAGGCAGAAAAAGAAAAUGUUCAGGAAAGAAAGAGAAGGAAGAUAGAGAUUGAUGAAGACUAUUCUGAGCCAGAUGAUAGUGGUGAUGAAGAUUAUCAU